UUUGAUAUGUCAGACUUCAAAAAACAUUGAUUAUUUUGAAGCUAGUUAUAAUAUUAAAGUAUUUUUUAAAAAAACAUCUGGCAACGUCGCAGUGCAACCACAAAGAGCCUCAAGCAAAAAGAAAACGUGAGAGUAGGAUAGACAUAAUGGCAUCUUGUUCUUGAACAUACUGGUUGGGGGGAACGUGAGAAAGAAAGAUAGAUCUCUUGUGUGGCAUGAAUACAGUUGGUAUGCGUGUGUGGUGUUGUUCGACGUCAAUCGUUAGCUUUAGAGGCCGCAGAAAUGAUCGAGAAUUAAAAUAUGACCGAAUAUAUUGAAAAUAUUUAGAUGUGUUAUAUAUCACGUCGGAAUAAAGUGAUCAUUUACAUACAUUUGUAAAGUAAAGUUAGAAUAAUUACGAUAUUGACGUGAACACAUACCGAUUAGGACUGAUUGCUAAAGACUGGUGUUUUAUUUGUGUUGAAACUUGUGUGUGAAAGAAACACACACAUAGAAUCUUUUCUAUAUAAUCUAAUUCUUGUGAAUGCAGCUGUUUGGAUCUGUGGGAAGACUCUUUUGAUGAGUAAUAAUGAUAAAUAAACAAGUACCGCGUGGGCUUACUUAUGAAAUCGCUUGUUAGUCUGAAAGUUAUACUCAAUAUGUCGUUAUACGUUGAAGCGAACAUUUCGAUAGUUUAACGGCUGAUAUUACAAAUUUAAUUAAUUAUUUAUUAUAUUUAUUAGCAUAAAAAGUGAAUUUAGGGAAACAAAAUAAAAAAUACCAUACUCAUCAGUAGACGUAUAAUAAUUUAUGAAACUUGGAAGUAGUUUUGAAUUCAAGAUGAAUGAUUGCAUAGACCGUAAAACAAUUCUGAAAGAUAACCUGACAUGUUUGAAGCCAACGGAAAAUUCACAAUCACAAUUUCACCACAAUCAACAUUUACAACCAUCCGACCAAAUAGAUGAAGUUGAUAAUCAAACACAUUCUCCAAAUUAUCGUUAUGAAUCAGUUAGAUUACAAAGUUUUACCAAUUGGCCUGUUCCUUACAUGGACCCUGCAAAAUUAGCAGCGAGUGGUUUUUAUUUUACCGGCGAAGGUGAUUAUGUAAAAUGUUUUGAGUGUGAUAUUAAAAUAGGACAAUGGGUCGAAGGUGAUAAUCCAAUGUCUGAUCAUCAACGCUGGCAGUCAAACUGUCGAUUUGUUAAAAGAUUACCUUGUGGUAAUGUUCCUAUUGAUGCAAAUGUGAGUGUUGAUGAACCAGCAAGUUCAAGAAGUCGAGAUGUUUGUGGCCAUUAUGAUGACGAUUUCAGACCGAAUGCUGUGCCAGAUUUCCGCAUUGGAGAUGGAAAAAUGCAGUCAAAUCCUGUGGAAUUGGGAAGUCUAGGAAUAGCGCAUCCAAAAUGUCCCGUUCAUCCCGCAUAUGCUAGCUAUGAUGCAAGGCUACGAACAUUUGAAUCCUGGCCCAAAUCUAUGCUUCAAACGAAAGAGCAAUUGGCUGACGCUGGCUUUUAUUAUACUGGAACCGGAGAUCAAACAUUAUGCUAUCACUGUGGAGGUGGUCUGAAAGACUGGGAACCUACAGAUGAUCCUUGGGUUCAACAUGCCAAGUGGUUCAAGAAAUGUUAUUACGUUUUAAUGGUCAAAGGUCAAUCCUUUAUCAACAGCGUCAUAGGACAACCGAUUACUCUACCUUCCCGAGAGGAAACAAUGAAAAUGAAUCUGCCCAGCUAUAUUGAAAAGGUCGAAUCACCACCACCAAGUGUUGAAAUUGAAUCAGUAGCAACUGAGGCGAAACGAGAAAUUAAUGUCAAGGCAACUCCUAAAAAAGCAUCAUCAGAUGAUGGAAGAAUGUGUAAAAUUUGUUACAACGAAGAAUUGGGUGUAGUAUUUCUACCUUGUAGACAUAUGGUGGCUUGUACUAAGUGCGCGCCCAGCAUGACAACUUGCGCGGUGUGUCGAGAACCCGUCACUAUGACGGUACGUGCGAUUAUAUCAUAGUACCUUGCUACUUUAUCACAACUCUUACCGUUUGUAACUCAAAAAUUAAAUAAUUUUGAAAAAUCUGAAUAAAACUUACAAAUGAUACAAAUUAAUUGUUCAAUUAAAUAAUAAAUUGAUAAAUCAUUUUACGCGUUAUUUAGGCAUUCUCAGUUCAUGAAGGUACAAUUUCGAAAAAUUAUCAUCCACCAUCUGCUUUCCAAACAUUAAAAACUACAUUAACAUCUACAUUUUUGAUGAGAUUAAUAUAAGAAUUUAAAUAUUCAACAGCUGAAUCGAAUGAGCAUUGUUGAAAUUAUUUUUUUUCUCGCGCUGAAUUGUACCUGCAUCUGAGAGUUGCUGCUAUUUUUUAAGCCGCAUUAAAUAUAAGUUAAUAAAUAAAAUUGAUAACAAGUGGAAAACACCCGUAAUUAAAUGCAAAUUAUUUGAAAAAAAUUGCAAAUUAAUAUGACGUCUAGUCAUUCCAGAAUUGUAUUUUAAUUAUAUAAUCGUGAACUAGAUCUAAAUUCCAAGCAUUUUAAAUAAUCACUGAGGAAUGUAAAAUGUUAAUAACUAGAGAGACGAUAAAGAAUGCGGCUAAAAAGUAUCCAUGAAAGUAAUGUGAAUUAUAACAACUAUCAUGGAGACAUUUAAUUUUUAAAUUUUAUAUUUUCUUUUAUAAAUCUGAAUUUUCUCCUUAAACUACGCACAUUAUUUAUUAUCGUAUAUGACGUUUCUUCUAAAUUAAAUUGUGACUCAUAGGAGGAAGUCUGACUGGUUAAAUCAUGGUGGGAGCUUUUUAAGCAUAUAAUAUACAUAUACAUACAAGCACAUCCUACUCGUUAACAUUAUAAUUUAUCUUCAAUAAUGGUCGUCAUAAGCAAGAAGUACGAAUCAUGUUACAUAAAAAAAAUGUGUCGUUACAUUAAAUAUUAAAUUUAAAUCAUAAUUUGAAAAA
Chelonus insularis is the source of this 2914-nucleotide messenger RNA. RefSeq names its product Death-associated inhibitor of apoptosis 1 (gene Diap1). The coding region runs from base 790 to 1977 and encodes 395 amino acids. Gene Ontology annotation, cellular component: cytoplasm; nucleus. The record is from RefSeq and is a predicted model, not a curated record. NCBI's taxonomy places the organism in Eukaryota, Metazoa, Arthropoda, Insecta, Hymenoptera, Braconidae. The transcript is spliced from 3 exons.